AGCCGUCCUAUCGAUCCGUCCACGGUCCCGAGCUUUCUCUCGCUUCUCUUCACAAGCCUCGCGAACGUCGCCACCGAGCAACCGUCUCGGCAUACGUAUCGGGCGCGAUUUUAUAUAUAUAUUUUCGUGUAACAAUAUAUUCUUCCUCCUUCUUUCGUUUAGUUUGAUCAGGAAGUGUAUCAAGAAGUAGAAUCAGCAGCGGCAGAGUUAUGGCACGUCGGGGCGAACACUCCAGGGCGGUUUUUCUAUUGUGGUGUGUCUUAGGCAUAGCGUUUAGUAUCCCUGUUCCUUCGCCGAUGCCGCGACAAGUGGACGAACAACGUUAUACUACACGCAGAAUGCCGAAAGUCUACCUGGACUACCCUACUCCGAGAACGAGGUUACCCUUGCCAAUAGUUAAUUCCGAACUUAAAACAACCACGAUUGUGCCCUCAACUACGUCGACCACGCACAAACCGUUUCUCACGGAACAACCCUUGUAUCGGCUGGACGGAAGCAAUGGACAAGCCUGCAUUCUUCUUCAAGUAGAUGCGCUUAUCAUUGUCAAGUAUCGGACAAAACUCGGCGAAUAUCAAGAAGCGGAUAUCUAUGUACCUGACGAUGCAACUGUGACCGGAAAUUGCGAUAAUGAAAACACGGUGACAAUGUCAUUAAAAUGGAAAGCCUUUGUAUUAUCUUGGAGCUUCGCUAAGACACCUGGUGGUGAACGUUGGUACGUCGAAAAAAUCGAGCUGACCUAUAACUCCAGUGACAAACACUUCGAACACAUUGCUCAGCCAAAUAAGACUAUUCGAUUAAGCACUGGCCAGAAACACAGCUCCAUGCUAUUUCCUACACCGGUUGGAAAAUCGUACGCUUGUUCCGAAGAAACCGAGAUUCCGCUUACCGACGGCAAAAAUCAGGCCAGCGUACUUUUGAGAGACAUGAAGCUGCAACCAUUCAAGUUCAAGAACAACGAGUUUGCUGCCGAGUUUUCGUGCACCUCGCUGAGUGCGCGGGCCAACAGAGACGAGACUGCGCCAGUUGCAGUCGGCUCCACGUUGGCUGCUGCGGUUCUUCUGACGAUCACCGGCUACGCGGCCUACCGAUACUUCAAGGUGAAGAAGGUUAAAUACGAUACGAUGGAAUAAAUAAUAUCCGGGGAUCCCACUGUCACACCGAUGCCAAAAAAAAAUACGUAUCGCCAAAAAAUCGACGCCGUUCGCGAGCGACACGUAGUUUUUCCCAACACACGCUAAUAAUCAUUCAGAAAAAGAUUUGUUUUUUCCGAAAUUUUAUCUUUCGAAUAUGUCUUUUUUAUUUGUAAACUUGAACAUAACACACAUCAACGUUUCUUGUAAUUAUCACGGAAUGAAUCAGCGAUUAUCUUCGAAAAUACCUAAUGAGUCCAUUGACAAUUAAAUUGAAGUCCGGCUCAGAGCUGGCUCUAUAAAACAGAAUAUCGCGCAAGAAAUCUUUUAGAUAGACAUA
Molecule: messenger RNA, 1470 nt
Organism: Mycetomoellerius zeteki
Lineage: Eukaryota; Metazoa; Arthropoda; Insecta; Hymenoptera; Formicidae
Product: lysosome-associated membrane glycoprotein 2
Exons: 7
Coding region: 210-1130 (306 amino acids)
Biological process (GO): establishment of protein localization to organelle
Cellular component (GO): lysosomal membrane; plasma membrane; late endosome membrane
Source: RefSeq, a predicted model, not a curated record